This is a messenger RNA of Penicillium verhagenii, 876 nucleotides long. Its product is annotated as pre-mRNA-splicing factor SYF2. NCBI's taxonomy places the organism in Eukaryota, Fungi, Ascomycota, Eurotiomycetes, Eurotiales, Aspergillaceae. Bases 1 to 876 code for a protein of 291 amino acids. The transcript has 3 exons. Gene Ontology annotation, cellular component: catalytic step 2 spliceosome; Prp19 complex; post-mRNA release spliceosomal complex. The record is from RefSeq and is a predicted model, not a curated record.
AUGCCGAAGACACGAAACCAGACCGUGUCCACCGAGGAGGCCGAAAAGCCAGACCUAACUGAUGUUACUUCGGACGUUACACCCACCGAAACACCCAACACAGCCGACUCAAAUACUGAGAAGCAAGAGGAUGAUGCAGCUGGUAAGGCAAAGGACAGACUGCAAAGAUUUAAAGCACUUCAGGCAAGAGCGAAAUCUGCCAAUGAGCGCAAUCUGAAAGAAACUGCUGCGGAAACCCAGCGACUUGCUACGGAUCCGAAUUUGGCCACUUCACUUGCCCGCAAACAUGCCUUUGCCUCUCACAACCUCCUAAAAGCAGACACAGAAGCGGCUGGUGAAGAUUUCGAGCGCAAGCGAGCCUGGGACUGGACUGUUGACGAAUCUGAGAAGUGGGAUCGACGUAUGGACAAGAAACAGCGCCAUCGCGACAACGUCGCGUUCCAAGAUUACACACAAGACGCCAACAAGGUGUACAAGCGACAAAUGCGAGAACUUCCCGCGAACUUGGAGGCAUAUGAAAAGGAGAAACUGGCUGCAAUUGAGAAGGCCGCUGCCAAUGGCGACCUCGAGAUUGUGGAGACCGCCGACGGGGAAAUGAUCGCGGUUGAUAAGAAUGGCAGCUUCUAUUCCACCGCUGAUAGCGUGGGCUUCACCGAAAACAAACCAGAUCGCGCAGCCAUAGACCGACUUGUCGGCGAUAUCCACAAGGCCGAAGAAGUGCGCCUUAAGAAACGCAAGGAGCGUCGUGGUGAUGAUGAGGCCGAUGUGACGUACAUCAACGAAAAGAACAAGCAGUUCAACCAGAAGCUUGCCCGAUUCUACAACAAGUACACAACCGAGAUUCGGGACAGUUUCGAGCGAGGAACUAUGAUCUAA